Messenger RNA from Miscanthus lutarioriparius, 1347 nucleotides. Lineage: Eukaryota; Viridiplantae; Streptophyta; Magnoliopsida; Poales; Poaceae. The record is from the annotation of a GenBank genome assembly.
AUGUCUUCGCGCUCGGGGUCCACGGGCGGCGGCGGGAGCACCGGCGGCGGCAGCAGCCAGGGGGGAGGCGCCGCGGUGCCGCUGGCCGUGCUGCUCAGGCGGGAGGUCGCCAGCGAGCGCACCGCAUCGGAGCGCCCGGAGCUGCACUCGGGCCUCUUCAGCCAGGCCAAGAAAGGCGAGGACUUCACCUUCCUCAAGCCCGAAUGCGAGCGCGUCCCCGGCGUCUCGUCCUCCCCCUUCUCCGCCUUCGGCCUGUUUGAUGGGCAUAAUGGGAAUGGAGCGGCGAUUUACACCAAGGAGAAUCUCUUGAACAACGUCUUGAGCGCGGUCCCUGCUGAUCUCAACAGGGAAGACUGGCUUGCUGCACUCCCAAGAGCGCUGGUUGCUGCAUUCGUCAAAACCGAUAAAGAUUUCCAGACUAAAGCACGUUCUUCAGGGACAACUGUGACAUUUGUCAUAAUAGAUGGAUUGGUCAUCACUGUUGCAUCAGUUGGCGAUUCCCGUUGUGUACUACAAGCUGAAGGUUCAAUUUAUCAUUUAUCCUCUGAUCAUCGAUUUGAUGCAAGUAAAGAGGAGGUUGAUCGUGUAACAGAAUGUGGAGGUGAUGUGGGAAGGCUAAAUGUUGUUGGUGGUGCUGAGAUUGGCCCCCUUAGGUGUUGGCCUGGAGGUUUGUGCCUAUCAAGGUCAAUCGGAGAUCAAGAUGUUGGUGAAUUUAUUGUUCCAGUUCCUCUUGUGAAGCAAGUAAAGCUAUCUACUGCGGGAGGCCGACUUAUUAUUGCAAGUGAUGGUGUUUGGGAUGCCUUGUCUCCAGAAGUAGCUUUUAAUUGUUCACGUGAACUUCCUCCGGUGCCUGCAGCUGAGCAAAUCGUUAAAACUGCUGUGCAAUCAAAAGGACUGAGGGAUGAUACCACCUGUAUUGUUGUUGAUAUAAUAGUAGAAAAAAACAACCCUUGCAUGCCACAUCCUAAAAAGCAACCAGGGAUUGGUGUCUUCAAAAUAUGUUCGCAAGAAAAAUCAUCGGAUUCAUCAUCCCAUUCCCAUACAGAUAGAGAAUAUACGGAGCCAGAUAACGUGGAGGAAAUAUUUGAGGAUGGGUGUGCGCUUCUUUCUAGACGGCUGGAUUCUGAAUACCCUGUUCAAAAUAUGUUCAAACUCUUCAUAUGUGCCAUUUGUCAAGUAGAGUUAAAGCCAAACCAAGGGAUAUCUGUACAUGAAGAUUCAUCACAACCUGGGAGCUUAUGUCGCUGGGAUGGUCCAUUCCUUUGCCAGAGCUGUCAGGAGAAGAAAGAAGCAAUGGAGGGAAAGCGUCGCUUCACGAGAUUCAUCAAGAAACAGUGGGUCAAGUGA